UUAAAAGGGGGCAUUGGGGUCAUUCUUUGCUGGUGUGAUUAGACAAAGAUGAGCAAAGUUGCAAUAUUUUUGCUUUUUACUCUGUUAAUUACCGGGAUAAUAUGUCUUUUGAGCACUGUUAUACAAUUAGACAAUUCAGGAUCACUCUUGCGUGGUGCUCUCGACUCGUGGUAUACAAAUAAUCUUACUCUCGCCAGAACAAGUCGGAGACGUGCCGAUUAUUUGAAUCCAAACCUCACAUAUGAACACUGCAAAAUCAAGUUUAAAUGGGGUGAAAUGUGCCCAAAGUUGUACACUGAACUUGGAGGAAAAUGUGAUUUGGUUGACGACACUUUUCAAUGCCCAGAUAUUCGUAACUAUUCAAAAUUUCGCCCGCGUCAAGCUCAACUCGUCCUGACACGAAUGCUCCGCAUCUUCGAUAUCCUCGCACAAAAACAUGGAAUCAAGUACUGGAUCAGCCGCGGGACUCUACUCGGAGCUGCUAGACAUCAUGGAUUCAUCCCCUGGGAUGGAGAUGGCGAUAUUGAAAUGCCCUUGGGUGAUUACGUCAAAUUUUUUCAAGUUGCGGCUAAGGAGUUACCGGCCGAUAUGUUUUUUCAGAACUCGGUCAGCGACCAUGCGCUGAGACCGUCCGAUGUAAGCGGUUAUCAUAGGCAUGAAGUAGUUUUUAUCUAUCAAGCGACAUUUAAUCCACGACUCAGAGACAGAAACAGUUGUUAUAAAUACUGUAUGACCUACAAUUGUAAGUGGCACGAUGGACUUAUGGUCGAUAUUUUUGUAACACCAAAUGUGGACAACGCGAUAUAUCCUUUGAGGCGGAUGACGUUCGAAGGAUUCCCACUCAACGUACAGAAUAACUGGAGAAAGUAUUUAGUAUCUGUCUACGGAGAAAAGUGGUUUGAAUAUCCAACGAACAGACCACCAGAGGAAAAUCCUGAUGUCUUUAAUAGCUGUGAAAAACUUAUGAAACGAAAACAAUGAACCGAAAUAGAUUGCCAUAGGCCAGUAUUAGUACUGGAACACAAAUGGGAGCGCGUUGCUUAUACUCACUGAUUAGUUUCAGUUUUCAAAGUGUUGUUUCAUCAUGCAGCAAAGGAAUAAAUUUUUUCUCGAUAGUUUUAUUCUUUUAGGAUUAGAUUGUUGGUUUUCAAUCGAAGAGUCUGUAGCGAUUACUUAACGAAGCAUAUGCGUGUACCGAAAUUAUUAAGUUAUUGAAUCAUUCCCAAUAUGUAUCUACUUUGGUCUCUUCCCAAAUUGACAAAAUUUGCAUGUUGUGGAGCAUGUGAAUAAAUAAGUAGCAUAAGACUCUGUGCGUGCCUGAUGGCCUGAGGAAACGGUGAGCGUAAAAUGUACGAAUUUUUGUAAAAGAACAAUCGAAAUCGAUCGCACCAAUGGUGGUCUAUCUUUGUUCUUUUCAAAAUGAUUUUCCUCCAUCGCUCUUUAAUUCAAGCUUUGUAAACGAUUCCAACGGGUGACAGUAGACGGGUAGUGUCGUAAUAAAGAUGAUGUGUCACAAGCCAACCA
Molecule: messenger RNA, 1524 nt
Organism: Pocillopora damicornis (cauliflower coral)
Lineage: Eukaryota; Metazoa; Cnidaria; Anthozoa; Scleractinia; Pocilloporidae
Source: RefSeq, a predicted model, not a curated record